Molecule: messenger RNA, 1407 nt
Organism: Hydatigera taeniaeformis
Lineage: Eukaryota; Metazoa; Platyhelminthes; Cestoda; Cyclophyllidea; Taeniidae
Source: the annotation of a GenBank genome assembly
AUGCCGCGAGACCUGAUAACCCUACAGCUUGGGCAAUGUGGGAAUCAAAUUGGGAUGGAGUUCUGGAAACAGCUCUGCACAGAACAUGGUAUUAAUCCUGAGGGUACUCUGGAAGAAUUCGCUACUAAUGGAACAGACCGCAAAGAUGUUUUCUUUUACCAGGCCGAUGACGCCCACUACAUUCCACGAGCAGUUCUUGUUGAUCUUGAGCCACGAGUAAUCAAUACUAUUCUCAGUUCUCCCUAUGCUCGCCUCUACAACCCAGAAAAUGUUUAUAUGUCAAAAAACGGGGGAGGGGCUGGUAACAACUGGGCCGCCGGCUAUACACAGGCUGAAAAACUGCAAGAGGAAAUCUUCGACAUCAUCGAUCGUGAGGCUGAAGGCAGCGACAGUCUUGAGGGUUUUAUAAUGACUCAUUCAAUCGCCGGCGGUACUGGAUCUGGCAUGGGUUCGUUUAUGCUUGAGCAUCUCAAUUCCCAUUUUCCCAAAAAACUCAUCCAGACGUACUCUGUGUUCCCGAAUCUUGAGGAUACCAGUGAUGUAGUAGUACAGCCCUACAACUCCUUGCUCACCCUGAAGAGGCUUACACUGAAUGCAGAUUGUGUGGUGGUUCUGGAUAACACGGCCUUGCAUCGAAUAGCCACAGAUCGUCUUCGUUUGGAGAAUCCUUCUUUUGCUCAAAUCAACCAACUGGUCUCCAGAGUAAUGUCAGUGAGCACAGCAACUUUGCGUUACCCCAGCUACAUGAAUAAUGAUUUGAUUGGUUUAAUCUCACCAUUGACCCCGACUCCACGAUUACAUUUCCUCAUGACGGGUUAUACACCACUGACAACGGAGAAAGAGGUGGCGGAGGUGCGUCGAACUACCGUUUGUGAUGUGAUGCGACGGCUGUUGCAACCGAAGAACAUGAUGGUGUCGACCUCUGUGCAACGCAAUGUUGACCACUGCUAUAUUGCAAUUCUAAACAUCAUCCAGGGUGAAGUGGAUCCGGCCGAAGUUCACAAAUCGCUUCAACGCAUUCGUGAACGUCACCUUGUCAAAUUCAUUCCUUGGAGUCCUUGUAGCAUCCAAGUAGCCCUCUCCCGUCGAUCACCCUACGUUCAAACAGCACAUCGUGUCAGCGGAUUAAUGCUCGCUAAUCACACUAGCAUUUCCUCUCUAUUCCUUCGCUCUCUAAACCAAUACGACAGACUGCGAACGCGUGGGGCUUUCCUGGAGCAAUUUCGCAAGGAAGAAGUAUUUCGAGGCGAUCCAGAGUUGCGCCAAUUCUCUGAAAGUCGUCAGGUUGUCCAACACCUCAUUGAAGAGCACUUGGCAGCAACCAAAUCUGACUAUGUUCAGUGGGGAGCGCAGAAGGCAGCAGCAGCAGCGGCCGCUGCCUCUGCAGCUCUGGCAUCCUCGGCGUGA